Molecule: messenger RNA, 5078 nt
Organism: Hipposideros armiger (great roundleaf bat)
Lineage: Eukaryota; Metazoa; Chordata; Mammalia; Chiroptera; Hipposideridae
Product: alkaline ceramidase 2-like
Exons: 4
Coding region: 1-534 (177 amino acids)
Biological process (GO): ceramide catabolic process; sphingosine biosynthetic process
Cellular component (GO): Golgi membrane
Molecular function (GO): N-acylsphingosine amidohydrolase activity
Source: RefSeq, a predicted model, not a curated record
AUGACAGGGGGCAGCUCUGCAGUGGGCGUGGCAGGCCAGACCAAAGAUGUCAGAUCAAAACCAGGAUUUCUGGGCAGGUUCAAGGCGGUGGUCUGCGUUCUGUCUGCAGUUACAACAUGUCUGGCGUUUGUCAAGCCUGCCAUCAACAACAUCUCCUUGAUGACUCUCGGGGUUCCCUGCACUGCCCUGCUCAUUGCAGAGCUAAAGAGGUGUGACAACGUGCGUGUGUUUAAGCUGGGCCUCUUCUCGGGCCUCUGGUGGACCCUUGCCCUCUUCUGCUGGAUCAGCGACCGAGCCUUCUGUGAGCUGUUGUCGUCCUUCCACUUUCCCUACCUGCACUGUGUGUGGCACAUCCUCAUCUGCCUCGCCGCCUACCUGGGCUGCGUAUGUUUUGCCUACUUUGAUGCUGCCUCGGAGAUCCCUGAGCAAGGUCCGGUUAUCAGGUUCUGGCCCAGCGAGAAAUGGGCCUUCAUCGGUGUGCCCUACGUAUCCCUUCUGUGCGCCAACAAGAAAUCACCAGUCAAGAUCACGUGAUAGGAAGGCGGGGGCUGGCUUCUCUGCAUGUUUCCUCAUGCAUUUUUCAGCAAAGACAGAGGGGGAGGGGGGAGGUUCUCAGAGUUGGUUGUGGAGGCAGGGAGGGGUCUGCUUUUUUUUUUUUUUUUAAUUCUGUUCCCUUGGGCUCUAACUGAUGUGGACCAUCGGGACUCCACUCUGCCUGAGGAGAAGUGAGUGUCUUCCCCUUUCCCAAAGAUGGAAAGUGGAGGGCUGAGGGCACCAGGUGUAUCUUCUCAGUGUCACUUCCAGAUGCAGUGGCUUGUUGGGCUGCAUCCUUUGUGGCAAUGAUAGAGCAGUCACUUGGGGGACCCAGUGAUGCACAAUGACUCGCUUCCUGGAGAGUUUGCCUGCUCCGACCCCACCAUUCCUGUUGACAGAUUGAUCCUGUGACAGGCAAUACUCACAACUGAUGGACAAUGCCAGAGAUUUUCAUUUGGGAAAACUCUUAAAACCAAACCAAUCAAAUGAAACACUCCUGGGGCUUGUGGCUGAGGAAGCUAGUUCUCCACUUACAGCUCUCAAUAACCCAGGUUUUCAUGCUUUUGUCAAUCCUCUUACUUCUACCUCUACUGAUAGAUGGAGACUUGACUUCAGAUGAGAAUAUGCUAAUGAGAAAACACCUCGAUGCCAAAAACUGCUCUCCACAUUAAGCCAUUCUUGAAGAUGAAACGUUGAUGACAAUGUUGACACUGUCUGUCCCCCACCCCAGCUCAGUAGCCUCAAACACACAGAGGCAUAGCUGUGAUGAGUAGUCCAUACACCGCCUCCACCCCUCCUUACUGCUUGAUCUCUGUAACAUUGCCAAAGGGCUCAGGACACUUUUGCUGGGGGUCCUGGUUCAAAAUUUGGCGCAAACAUGAAGUUUUGGAAACUUGUUCUCGUUAGAAGCCUCUUGUGUGCUAUCCUAUUGGAAAUGAUCCUCAAGAAGCUCCCCUCUUCUUUCUCUAAUAUUUUUGCUGUGGGAAUUACACUCCAUACUCUCACAGUGUGAGGUGCUUCCUGUGGUUCUCUCUGAGCAUUUGCUCGCUUUUCUCAAGUGCUCGCAGUAACUAUCCACCGGCUGCUUUGGGUCACUGGUGCAGCAGGGUGAAUCUGUUGCCUUCUGAGUCUUUCUCACCGAAAGUGACACUGGCUACAACUAAAUCCCCUCAUUGGGAUGAACGGAAGACUCCAAACCUGUCUUGAAGGUGUGAGGUGGGAACUCAAGACCUCAGGGAUACUCAUUUUAACUCAGGCAUUUCCUGCUUUGCAACAUUCCAUUGUGAGAGGGCAGGACGGACUGUCCAUGUAUGGACAGGAAUCACGUCACUGUCCUGUCUCUGAGAGUUGAGCAGCAGCAGUUUUUAGCAUGUCCAGGAACUCUUAGUCUCAUUAGAAUUUGCACAACAUCAAAGGUGAAGCGUGUAUUAAGGAACUGAAUUCAGAGUUUAAAAAUGAAUGACUUUAUCCUACUUCUAUGGUUUUCCAAUGAUUUUAGCAGCAGAACCCUGUUUGCAGUAAGAAUGGAACCCUAACGUGUGACAUAGAUUGUAAUUUUUAGCUGAAAUUUAUUUUAAGGUUAAAUUUAGAGCAUCUCCUUAAUAUAUCAGGCAGUGAAAAUGCAAAUUAACAAUUUGGUGGUUUCCAAGGUGGAAAAUUUGGUGUUGAAUGGGUGUACAUGUUGCUGUAUUAUAGUUUAAAAACAUAUUUAAAAAAUGAUAUUUGAAUUAAAUAUUUGUGGAACCUCUAAUAUAGCUCUAUGAGACCUAGGUGGUUCAUGAAACAGAAUUUGAAAACAGCUAAAUCCUUCGGGUUUCAAGUCUAGAAUUUUUAAAAGGGAAAUAUCUGAUUGUCCUCACUUCAGGUCUACUUGGCAGGCAUGGAUUCUGGUCCCAUCCAUUCUGCAGAAUAAAAAUGUGCUCAAGUAGGAGGUUUGAUGUAUUUUAAGCCCAACUGUCUUAGUGUGGAAGCGUAGAUAAGGAGAAGCAGAGAGAGGGGAGUAGGAAAUGUUUUUUGCAUGUGUGUGAGGUUUAAUUUCUGUCUCGAAGUUUCCUCAGUGAGGGGAGCAUUGCUCCAACACUCAAGGAAGGACCAUUUACCCCUAUCAGAUGCAGGGCUUGUUUCCCAGGGAACACUAUGGCCAUCUCCCAAGGCUUUGACCUUGACCUUCUGGAAGUUUCUGAGUGUCCUUUGGAAAUAAGGAUAAAAUGUGACUCUGCUGGAAGUGAGGAAGUUAAGUGCCCAGACUCACGUGGCUAUUUCCAUUCCUCUACUGCAAGACAAAUGACUAAAUUCAGAAGGAAUGCUUUUGUUGUGAAAAACACAAUGCCCUUCAAGAGGUUGGUUUUAAUGAGAUGAGGGCUGAGAACGAAGGGUGGAAUGGGACAUAUGUGAGGAAGACAAAAACAUGUCUUCUUUUGGAACAGCAGUCACUGUAGCUUGCCAGCAUGGGACGGUAAAUCAAGAGGGUAGGAAUAUACUGAUCUUAUUUUAAGUUAGGUUUAUGGUAUCAUUCAUAUUUAUAGUUAUGUUUAUAUUUAUAAUGCUUUUAUAGCACUACGUGCUCUUUAAAUAAAAUUGGGAGACUACAGAACAGUCCAAGAAGAGGAAAAAAAAACCCAACCUGUGUUUCUAUAGCCCAAAGACAACCAUUGUUAAUAUUUUGAUAUUUUGGUAUAUUUUCUUCUUGUCUCUCCCCACUGCCCUUAAUAUAUUUGCAAAUAGAUGUCUUUUAGCAUUGACAGUUUACCCUGUAGCUUAAAGGGAAUAUAAAUGCCACGAAGAGCAGGCUUUGAAGUACACUAGAGUUAGCUAUCUACUUGAGAGCUAGCCCGUCACUGGAUCCUGAGACGGACUACUGAGUCUUGCCUGCGAACCGAGCUUGACAUCAAUGGGCCCUAAGACAACGGACUGGAUUCCGCUUUUUGAUACACUUCUGUGCUUGGAUUGAUGAACCAUAGGAAGUAGGUGUUAAAUAGAUGGCUUUACAGGUUUUGAUGUCUUCAGGUUUAAAAUAAGUGAAUAGCUUAUUAAUCAGUGAAUCGUUUUUUUCUCCUCCGUUAAUGCAGGAAAGUGGACAUCUGACAUUUUAGGAGUUAGGUCAUGGCGUUUGCUCAGCAUGACUAUCAGAUUUUAUUCUGGUUAGAAUUUGCCCAAAAUCAAUAGCCAGAAGGAACUGGAUUUAGUUUAUUAAAAAAACCAGUAUUACCAAGUGAUUGUUUAAAUCAAUGAUUCUUUUUUUUUAAUGAUUCUUGUUUUAUAGUGUUUGAUUGUUGAUUUUUAGAAAGAGAAAUCUUUUUCUCCCCUUUAUGAUUAUAUUAUUAUAAAACAAGACUUCAGUGAACGUAUUAAAGGUGUAUGGGGAGGAGAUACCUGAAUCUGUUUGGUAACAAGCUAUGUUUUGGGGGAACUUUGUUCCUGUCCCUCUGAAGAGUGCCUAAAACAUUAGUUAUGAAUCAAAGAUGUACCAUUGGGGGACCAAGCUUGAUAGUCAUCAAACAUGGGCUUUGUAAAAAUACCAUCACCUAUUCUGUUGGUAGGAUUUCUCAUGUGUGAAAAACAUCUCUCAGCAGUCUAUCAUGCUUAUGUUCCCCGGUGCUGUGUGGGAGGCUCCAGGACUGGGAUUUGUCCCUCCCUGACAUGCGACCACCUCUGGGGGACAGCUGAGGGCUGAAGACCAGCCAGAACCCCCCUCAGAGCUCCUUUUCCCUAAAUGAACUUGGAAAGCCUUUCUUAGCCAGCUCUUUGCCUGGGUGCUGCCGUUCCAGCUGGCCAAAACAGAAGUCUCAGGCCAGGUUGGGAUUCUCAGUGGAUUUUAUAGACAACAUUUCCUACGGAUUUUUUUUAAUGGCCCCUACUCUAAUUGUUUGAAUUGUAUCUUUCCCUAUAUUUUGAACCAGAUUUAACACUAUUUUAUGACCACAGUAUGUAAUCAGAGCAAAUAGAGCAUUUUCAGAUAUAUUCUUUCUUUUAUAUUUCACACUUUAGUGUGCCGUAUAAGGCUGGUGUGCUCACUGUCUGUGGUAGCAUUUAAUCUCCGUUGCUUUGGGAGUGAUUUAAGGCCUUUUGAAAUGGAGCUUUUGCACUUUAUGCUCUUUCUGUGAACUAUGACAGCUAUGUUUAAUAUUAAAGUCAUAAUGGCAUUUUCUGUGAAUAAAUAUGUGUAUGUUUGUGUUUAUUUCCACAAUGACUUCUGAAAUAUCUGUGUAAAAAAAUGCAUUAAAUGGAUUUUAGAGCAAAGCACAUUUUACCCAAAUUUACUUACUAAUGAAUUUGGAUUAUCAUUGUUAUCAAACAUACUUAAAAUUAAUAUCGUUAAUUGUUGGUUUCCGUUCAAAGGUAUGAAAUCAAUACAGCUAAAUAUUUCCAGUAUAAAGUACCUAAAAACAAUUUACUGUCAUUAAAAGUUCUACAAUUAUACAAUUAUAGUAUAUGGAUAUAAAAUCUCAAAUAUAGAAAACAGUUCACCUAUGCUGGAUUUUAUCCAAUCACUAGAAGGAGGAGCAUAUGACAUUUCAAAAUAAUAAAUGAUUUUAGCAGGAAAA